AUUUUUCCUUAAUUGAUGUAUUUUUAUUUAAUAGUGGCGAACACAGUUGUGUCGCGAACCAAAGGCGCCCUUUGGACACAAAACAACAAAUGGUUUCAUAACUUUUCCUUUUCCUUUGUUACAUCAUUGGUUGUUUUUUGUCACACUAUAAAUAGUAAAAACCACAAACAACAAGAACUCACAAUUUGUUUCUUUUACAAUACAACAACACAAUCUUAAUCAACAAAAUCUCACUUGUUUUCUUGCAAUCUUCAUCCAUUGAUUCUUAACUCAUGUCGAGUACAGCUGGUCAAGUCAUCAAAUGCAAAGCUGCUGUUGCAUGGGAGGCUGGGAAGCCGCUGGUGAUCGAAGAAGUAGAGGUGGCGCCACCGCAAGCCGGUGAAGUUCGUCUCAAGAUACUCUUCACCUCCCUUUGCCAUACUGAUGUUUACUUCUGGGAAGCUAAGGGUCAAACUCCGUUAUUUCCUCGUAUAUUUGGUCAUGAAGCUGGAGGGAUUGUGGAGAGCGUAGGCGAGGGCGUGACUCACCUGAAACCAGGGGACAAGGCCCUGCCUGUAUUCACAGGGGAGUGUGGGGAAUGUCCACAUUGUAAGUCAGAGGAGAGUAACAUGUGUAAUCUUCUUAGGAUCAACACAGACAGGGGUGUCAUGAUCAAUGACAACAAGUCAAGAUUCUCUAUUAAGGGACAACCCGUACACCAUUUUGUCGGUACUUCUACAUUCAGCGAGUACACUGUCGUCCAUGCCGGUUGUGUUGCAAAGAUCAACCCUGAUGCACCACUUGACAAAGUUUGUAUUCUCAGUUGUGGAAUAUGCACAGGUCUUGGUGCUACUGUCAACGUUGCAAAACCAAAACCCGGCUCAUCCGUUGCUAUAUUUGGACUUGGAGCUGUUGGCCUUGCUGCUGCUGAAGGGGCAAGGAUAUCUGGUGCAUCGCGAAUCAUUGGAGUUGAUUUAGUUUCCAGCCGAUUUGAAUUAGCAAAGAAGUUUGGGGUGAAUGAGUUUGUGAACCCAAAAGAUCAUGACAAACCUGUACAACAGGUUAUUGCUGAAAUGACGGAUGGAGGUGUAGAUCGUGCUGUUGAAUGUACUGGCAGCAUUCAAGCUAUGAUCUCAGCAUUUGAAUGUGUACAUGAUGGUUGGGGUGUUGCCGUACUUGUUGGAGUGCCAAGCAAAGAUGAUGCAUUCAAAACUCAUCCUAUGAAUUUAUUGAAUGAAAGGACUCUUAAGGGUACCUUCUAUGGUAACUACAAGCCGCGAACCGAUCUUCCUAAUGUUGUAGAGAAGUACAUGAAAGGGGAGUUGGAACUUGAGAAAUUCAUCACUCACACAGUACCAUUUUCAGAGAUUAACAAAGCUUUUGAUUUGAUGCUGAAAGGGGAGUCCAUCAGAUGUAUCAUCAAAAUGGAGGAGUAAUAGUCCACUAAAAAAUUUAAUGGAGUUUGUCUACUUGGUUUUUGAAAAAAAUAAUAAAAGAAAUUUUUGAUGUGUCUGUUUAUUGAGUUUGUGACAUUUUGUGAAGUAUAAUUUGAGAGAAUGAUGUAACACUUAUAAUAUAUAGUGUUGUUUUUGUUAA
Trifolium pratense (red clover) is the source of this 1575-nucleotide messenger RNA. RefSeq names its product alcohol dehydrogenase 1-like. Gene Ontology annotation, molecular function: zinc ion binding; S-(hydroxymethyl)glutathione dehydrogenase [NAD(P)+] activity. Gene Ontology annotation, biological process: formaldehyde catabolic process. Lineage: Eukaryota; Viridiplantae; Streptophyta; Magnoliopsida; Fabales; Fabaceae. Bases 273 to 1415 code for a protein of 380 amino acids. The transcript has 10 exons. The record is from RefSeq and is a predicted model, not a curated record. Gene Ontology annotation, cellular component: cytosol.